AUGAGACGGGCUCACUGGUUCAUCGCGCUUCAUGGAGGAGCAGCGCAGGGCUACAUGUCACAGAAACACGUGCUGCGUUACCAGAAAUCGCUCGCUCUAGCAUGCAGCCGAGCGGCUCUUCUCCUCCGCAACGGCUCGGAUGCUGUUGAAGCUGUGAAAGAAGCCAUCAAGGCAAGGACUGCCGUUCUUACUCGUGUCGGUUUUGGAUCGAACUUGAACAUCGACGGUUUCGUUGAAUGCGAUGCGAGCGUGAUGGAGGGAGGGCUGGGAGGUUUCGGAGCGGUUGGAGCAGCCCCAGGGAUCAAGAAUCCUAUCGUUGCAGCAGUUGAGAUCAUGAAAGAU
Molecule: messenger RNA, 342 nt
Organism: Guillardia theta CCMP2712
Lineage: Eukaryota; Cryptophyceae; Pyrenomonadales; Geminigeraceae
Exons: 6
Biological process (GO): protein maturation
Molecular function (GO): threonine-type endopeptidase activity
Source: RefSeq, a predicted model, not a curated record